Pseudovirgaria hyperparasitica is the source of this 1080-nucleotide messenger RNA. RefSeq lists its product as uncharacterized. Gene Ontology annotation, molecular function: phosphatase activity. The transcript is spliced from 4 exons. Lineage: Eukaryota; Fungi; Ascomycota; Dothideomycetes; Acrospermales; Acrospermaceae. Bases 104 to 898 code for a protein of 264 amino acids. The record is from RefSeq and is a predicted model, not a curated record.
CCUCAAACAUCAUUAUUAGUGCUUAGUGAAGUUCUGUCGUUGGCUCCAUUAUCUAAGACCAGAUAAAACUGAAUUUCUGCGUCAAUAAUUAUAUAUAACCAUCAUGGGGUCCAUUCAAGAUCUUCCGGCUAUGAAGACAAACCCAAAAGCAAUCUUUUUCACAGACUUCGAUGGAACGAUCACGUUACAGGACAGCAAUGACUAUAUGACUGAUAAUAUUGGCUAUGGAGUCGAGAAGCGCCGUCAGGGCAACAUCGACACCCUCGAAGGGAAGAUCACCUUCAGAGAUUCGUUCCAGGAGAUGCUGGACAGUGUCACAGCCCCAUUUCCGGAGUGUAUUGACUUGCUAGUCAAGAACAUCAAGCUCGACCCUGGCUUCAAGGACUUCUUCGAGUGGACUCUUGAGAACAAUGUCCCAGUCGUCGUACUCUCGUCUGGUAUGGUCCCCGUCAUUCGUGCGCUCUUGAAGAACCUUAUCGGACCCGAUUCGGAGAAGAUCGAAGUUGUAGCAAACGACGUUAAGGCCCGACCAGGAAAGAAAAUUGACGAGGAGAAUGGUUGGGAUAUCCAAUUCCAUGACGAGAGCGGAUUUGGUCAUGACAAGUCCCUUACUCUGCGUCCGUACGGCCAGCUACCUGACGACAUCCGACCCAUCAUGUUCUACGCUGGGGACGGUGUGUCGGAUCUUUCUGCUGCGCGUGAAAGUGAUCUGUUGUUCGCAAAGAAGGGCAAGGAUCUUAUCAAUUACUGUGUGCGCGAAGAGAUCCCCUUUACCGUAUUUGCAGACUUCAAGUCUAUUGCGGCCAAAGUCAAGGAGAUUGUUGAAGGCAAGGUGACAGUAAAGGACGCGGCCCAGGACGGAUUCAAGCAAUACAAGGCAGGCGAAGCUGGUGUGUAAGGUGACAUGACCGUAACAUGCUUGAUAGAUUAGAGAUAUAGAGUAGUAUAGACGCUCGAUACAUUUACAUCAACGGAAGAAGGAAUAGAGUCUCAUCGACAAACAGAUGAUAAUAGUGAAUGCGCUUGAUUAGCAUGUAGCAACAACAAUCAAGUAAUUAUGGUAUGUCCAUCUGGACGCGC